UCAGACUUUCAGGUAAAACCAGACCGGAGCAGAAAAUGUCGAACAAACAUUUGUUUAUGAAAUCAGGAUUCCCGCGGGCACCUUUUGGCCUCGGGAUCGGACGUUACGUCUGUCAGUUGCAGAGAGUAACUUUAAAGUUUUGCAAAAGCAAUGGUUCAAGUAGAGGAGUAAGAGGCUUCAUAGAGCAUGAUCUAGUUAAUUAUGCAAAUGAAAAUCCAGGAGUGGUAGUAUAUGUCAAACCAAGAAGACACAGGCAGCCGGUUAUAGUUGCAGAAUAUUUGAAUGGUGAUAGGCAAUGGAUGGAAGUUGGUAAUUAUAGCCGGGAGGAUAUUAUCAAAUGGAUGGAAUUGUUACGGACGCAGUUUCAUAACGGCCCUUCCUUGAGAUUACGUAAACUGUGGCACACAGAAUUUCCAUCCAUCCAGGGACCAUGGACACCAUUCACCUUUAGAAAUCCCAUGUUAAACUUGACACAGUUUCCUAAUGAGAAACUUGGUGCAGCUAUUAAGCUUGAUCCUACAGCAACAGAACAACUUGUCGAAUUAUUCAAGGCUCAGCAGUUGACUGACAACACAUCUGACACAUCUGACAAUUCUGCAAAAGUCCACCAAGAUUCUGAACAAAUUUCAAAACACAUUCAAAGAGCAUAAUUUUUUAAUGUUUAAUAUAGCAAUUCUUAUUUUUAGUUUAGGGUGUAUAUAAAUCUGUACACAUAGUAAUAAAUAAUCUUGUAUAUUUCAUAAAUGCAAUAUCAGUACACAACGUUGUCAAUA
Monomorium pharaonis (pharaoh ant) is the source of this 773-nucleotide messenger RNA. It is a transcript of the gene mRpL43, whose product is annotated as 39S ribosomal protein L43, mitochondrial. The record is from RefSeq and is a predicted model, not a curated record. Lineage: Eukaryota; Metazoa; Arthropoda; Insecta; Hymenoptera; Formicidae. Gene Ontology annotation, cellular component: mitochondrial large ribosomal subunit. Bases 36 to 650 code for a protein of 204 amino acids. Gene Ontology annotation, molecular function: structural constituent of ribosome. Gene Ontology annotation, biological process: mitochondrial translation. The transcript has 4 exons.